UUUCCUUUCCGCCAGUCGUCCAUAUCCCAUAAUGCAUUGCGUUCACUAGUUGGAUCAUGGACCAAGGCGCAGAAAAUGACCUCCCAGGCGGCGACGGCUCGGGGAGUCUGAGUGACCUGGACGUUCGCAGACGGAUUCCCAUUAAGCUGCUGUCCAAGCCGCCCCUCAGGAGCAAACCUCCGCCCCGCAUCCAGAGACCCGGCAUCAGGCCCUGUAAACCCGAACCUGGAGAGGACGAUAAAUUCAACUUCAAGCAAGAGGAGCGCUUUGACUGUUGCACUAAAGCUGGCGAUGUGUUCGGGAGUCAGAGGAGAUUUCCACAGCCGCUUUUUUGGGACUAUAAGUUGAACUUGAUCGGUGAAAGAGAUGGAGUCCCGAUUCACUUCUGUGACAAAUGUGGUCUCCCCAUUCAGCUGUACGGACGGAUGAUCCCCUGUAAACAUGUCUUCUGCUACGACUGCGCUCUGCUGCACGAGAAGAAAGGAGAGAAGAUGUGUCCAGGGCUUAACAUGUACAACUGCACAGAGCCGGUGCAGCGCAUCGAGCAGUGCCAGCGUGGCUCGCUCUUCAUGUGCAGCAUCGUGUCGAGUUGUAAACGCACCUACCUGUCCCAGCGCGACCUGCAGGCGCACGUCAACCACCGCCACAUGAGGACCAAGUCGUCUCGCCAGGACCCCGUCCACCUGCCACCGCCCGACGUGCCGGAGCGCUUCCGUGUGCCGCCGCCCCACAUCCCCAAGAGCCACGUCCACCUGCCGGCGCCACUGCCGCCCUACAGCCAGCCGCCGCCGCCCAGCCCCCACGACGGCCCUCCGCCGCCAUCCCCUCUGGGGCCUGAGACCUUCCGCAUCUCCACGGUAACCACCCGCAAACACAGCAACCUCAUCACGGUGCCCAUCCAUGAUGAUUCGUCAUCCCGGGACCCCCACCCCGCAGGGCCCGGCCCCGGCCAGCCCCCCCACCACCACCCCGGGGACUACCCCGGUCAGCCGCCUGUGGUGUCGCACUCCCACCACAUGAUGGCGCCACCGCAGCAUAACUUUGGCCCGCCUCCUCCUCCUCCGCCGCCCAUCAGCCACCCCAUGCAGCAUCCUGCCCAGGCCUCUGGGACCCCACACAUGGUGUACAACCAGGCCCCCCCACCGCCCAUGUCAGCAGCUCCCCCGCCCAUAACCCCCCCACCUGGGCACAUCAUGGGCCAGAUCCCCCCCUAUAUCAACCACCCGCCUCCAGGACCUCCACCGCAGCACAGCGGCCCUCCUGUUAACGCCCCCCCACCACAUCACUAUAAUCCCUCCUCCAUGCAGCAGUUCUCUGAGGACCAGGGCACCCUGAGCCCCCCCUUCAGCCAGCCGGGGGGCCUGAGCCCCGGCAUGUGGCCCGCCCCCAGAGGACCGCCGCCCCGGAUGCAGGGGCCCCCGCCCCAGGGUCAGAUGCCAGGGCCACACCACCCAGACCAGAGCCGCUACAGGCCGUACUACCAGUAAGCUGCCAGCUGGUUGCCAGGGUAACAGUCAGUGUCAUUUCAUUUUCAUAGCUAGUGUGAGUGAUGUUAGUGAGGCUCCGGGUGACGGGAGGAAUCUGUUCCACACGCUGAGCUCAGCUCCACACUGAACAGAUUAUAGACCCUGACAAAAGAUGGACUUCAGUUUUUUAAUGACGUUAAAAAUCUGUAUAUAUGUCGACUGAUGUCACCUACAUUAACUGAUGUUAAAACAAUUCAAUAAAUUUUCAACAGCA
This is a messenger RNA of Poecilia reticulata (guppy), 1740 nucleotides long. RefSeq names its product Cbl proto-oncogene-like 1, E3 ubiquitin protein ligase (gene cbll1). Gene Ontology annotation, molecular function: ubiquitin protein ligase activity. NCBI's taxonomy places the organism in Eukaryota, Metazoa, Chordata, Actinopteri, Cyprinodontiformes, Poeciliidae. The record is from RefSeq and is a predicted model, not a curated record. Gene Ontology annotation, biological process: regulation of cell adhesion; protein ubiquitination.